Parastagonospora nodorum SN15 is the source of this 630-nucleotide messenger RNA. RefSeq lists its product as hypothetical. NCBI's taxonomy places the organism in Eukaryota, Fungi, Ascomycota, Dothideomycetes, Pleosporales, Phaeosphaeriaceae. The coding region runs from base 1 to 630 and encodes 209 amino acids. The record is from RefSeq and is a predicted model, not a curated record. The transcript is spliced from 2 exons.
AUGAAUUCACGACACCCGAACCGACCCAAGCGCGCCGCAAAGCACAAAAGCGCUAGGAAGCUCCUUCCCCGGAAACCUGAUAUCCGAGCAUUACUUUACAUCGACGAAGAGCACCUGAUAUGCAUCCAAUACACCCAUCUCGAACAGUACUUCGCGAAACCAGGCCGAAUCAUGUCUCACACAAGCAGCAAACCACCGCCAAGAGAAAAACCCAAUGUCUACGUUGAUAUCGCCUCGCACACGCCUACGAAGCCAGCGCUGCUGUCACUCAACAUAACGCCAUACAUCUGGCUCUAUCUGACCUUCAAGCACAUACGCUUCCACUUCUUCACUGAGAAUGACCACCAGGGCCUCGGACUCGCCGAUCUGGCAUCACAAGUCUUUUCCAAACAUGCGAGCAGUUGGCGCAAGCACGUGCUGGAAAGUGGCAAUGUGGAGGAAGUGAGGAUAUGGUGGAGAGAGCGGAGUCUGGAUGUCGUGCUGAAGAGAGGCUCGGAUUGGGCUAUCGAGUGGGACUGUCAUGACAAGGAUAGCGCGCAGAUCGUGGCGCUCAAGAGUUCGUUGGGGUUGAUCGCUUUCCAGCCUAGGCAGUGGAGGGGAUCGGUCGUGGUUGUGAGUGUGGAAGGAUAG